This is a messenger RNA of Owenia fusiformis, 2022 nucleotides long. The record is from the annotation of a GenBank genome assembly. Lineage: Eukaryota; Metazoa; Annelida; Polychaeta; Sabellida; Oweniidae.
ACAAUUGGAGUGAUCCUUAAAAGUUCAUAAAAUAGAAAAACAUACAUUAACCAACUGACCAACCUACCGACCGGCUCUGCUAUAGGAAGAUGAUUGGAAAUCCACCAAAAUUUGUCAUCAUGCUAAACUACCUUAACUAUGUACUUACUGGAAGCAGCAUGAAUUGGCCCUUGUAAAUCUCAAACGCUACACGCAUAUGAAUAUACACACAUGCAAUGGAAUAUUGAUCGUAAUCAUUAUAAAUAAAUAAUCGUUUAUGAGAGCUCUUAUGCCUCUGUAAUCUGUUUGUAUAUAAUGAUAAUUCCUGAGUCUACAUAUUCACAAUUUUAAUUUUUAUUAGUUCAGAAGUUGCAGUAGCAAUCUGAAGGAAAUUGCAAAAAUAACUAAGGAUACAGUAGCAUGAAAAGACGAUCAUUUAUACGGAUAUUUAUGAUACUAUGCUUGAUGAUGUAUAUGAUGAUGUUAAUAAGCGUCCAGAAGAUCUUGGAUAGAGCAGACAACGCAUUGUAUACUAGCCUUAGGGAUGGCAAAAGAUUAUCAAAUACGGCCAACAAUUCUCAAACAGUCAGUAAAGAAAAUAAGAAUGGUUUAUACCAUGAUAGUCACAAAAUGAAGAAACGUGACAUUAAGAAAAUAGUACCAGAGACAAACUGUACCGGGUACAGCCGGCAAGUAGCGCCAACGACAAAUCUGUCCAUAACCAAAAAACACAAUCCUUUGCAGACAUCAAAUGAUUGUCAACCUCUUUCAUUUUCUAAAGGAUGGCCAAAGACUGCUCUGGUUAGCUUUCCUGGGUCCGGUAACACUUGGGCCAGGCAUCUGGUGCAACAACUAAGCGGUGCGUUUACUGGCUCCAUCUAUCGGGAUGGUUUACUGAUGAAAAAAUUCCCGGGAGAGGGCAAAAAAGAUGACUCCGUGGUAGCGAUCAAAACACACGAACCUUUAUGGAACCACAACGAUGGAGUAACUUUCCAGAGAGCUAUUCUAGUCAUACGGAAUCCCUUUGAUGCGCUAAAGGCUGAAUAUACCAGGAGAUCUGGAAUGGGACAUAACAAGGAAGUUGUCGACCCAUCAAAUUAUUUUCAUAAGAGAAAACGAGACUGGGGACUUUUUCUGAAUGGUAAGAGGCCCAAUUCUGCAUCGUUUGUUAGCAUGCAUGGGUGGAUGUACUCAACAAUUGAAUGGCUAACAGAGUUCCCGGGACAUCUCAUUGUAGUUCACUACGAGCAGCUUAAAAAGAACCUGAAAUCGCAGUUGAUAGAGAUAGCGUCAUUUCUUAAAAUCAACGUAACUCAGUCUCUAUUAGACUGCAUAAUUUGUUCGAACUCAGAUGGGGGAUUUAAGAGAAGGCACCGAACUAAUGAAACGUUUGAUCCAUUUGAUAAUAGAACAAAGGCUGUGCUUAACCAUUAUGUUAAAAUUGUUGAGACAACGCUAGAAAGUGUUUGUUAUACAGAUAGGGUAACCUGUGUAGAUGACCCAGUUAUUAUAUGACGUUGAUUAAAUCUAGAACCAGGGCUACACUCCCUUCCAAAAGUUUGGAGAGUCUUGCUCACCACCUUGCAUUGGGUAGCCUGUUAAAACCUGUUUAAGGCCUCCUCACACAUUUACGGAAAACCGCCGACGUCAACUUGCGUGUACUAGCGAAUAAGACUGAAGAUUCAAUUCGCAAGGAUUGAGGAUUUUCUAAUCAAUGCAUGAUUCACGAUUUUCAUAUUGAGGAAAAGUUCCAUAAUUGCUCACGGUGAAGUAAUUGAAUGUUUGAAAUCAACCGUUAGCUCAAAAUAUUGUCAAGUUGGAUUUUGGCAUUGAAAAUAUCUUGUUUAGAGAAAAUAACUUUUCGGAGAAAUAAAAAUGACUUGGCGCCAAAUAUAAUUGUACCUACAUGUAUUGCAAUUUUGUCAAAAACAAGAUCUGUUUUAAGUAUAGAUGUCAUGCUAGUAUAAAAAUGUUGCAAAUUCAGGGUCCGCACAAGGAGGAUUGGACACCAGAGUGCGACAUCGAUAUAAAGAUCUGUCCCAU